Messenger RNA from Xylaria bambusicola, 2415 nucleotides. RefSeq names its product carboxypeptidase S1. NCBI's taxonomy places the organism in Eukaryota, Fungi, Ascomycota, Sordariomycetes, Xylariales, Xylariaceae. Gene Ontology annotation, molecular function: serine-type carboxypeptidase activity. The transcript is spliced from 3 exons. Gene Ontology annotation, biological process: proteolysis. Gene Ontology annotation, cellular component: fungal-type vacuole. The record is from RefSeq and is a predicted model, not a curated record. The coding region runs from base 293 to 2356 and encodes 687 amino acids.
UACCUGCAUCUUGAUGCUUGCAAAUGCGGGGUGGAAGGAAGCAUAGACCGGGGUCCCGGGCUCUGCCAUGAUGACACGAAGAGGAGAGCGGAGGGUACAGUGAAGCUCGUAUGAUAGAUGUGGGUAGUUGUAUAAAACCACCUUACUAUGAACAGUCUCCCCGCGACAAAUAAAAUCAAUUGCCCGCCUACGUUACGAAAAGAGCUUCGAGGCAUUCUUUUUUCUCUUGGUCACGCUUGUUGUGCACCACACUCAUUGCUCUAGGAGCAGGGUGACUCUCACGGGCGACAAGAUGCCUUCAGCAAUUUUAAGACACAUUCAAGCCAUCGGCCUCAUAGCCGGGUUACUGGCUCCCGCCGCCGUAGCUCAGUUUCCGCCAACUCCAGAGGGAGUCACGGUGCUGGAAUCGAAAUUUGGCAAUGGUGUUAAGAUAAGCUAUAAAGAGCCCGGUAUCUGUGAGACUACUGAGGGCGUUAAGUCAUAUGCAGGCUACAUUCAUUUACCGCCUGGCACCCUUGAGGACUUGGGCGAGUCGCAAGACUAUCCGAUCAACACCUUUUUCUGGUUCUUUGAGGCGCGAAAGGAUCCCGUGAAUGCGCCUCUGUCGAUAUGGUUGAAUGGUGGACCGGGUAGCUCGUCACUUUUGGGUCUAUUUGCAGAAAAUGGACCUUGCUAUGUAAACCCAGACUCCAACUCGACGAGAUUGAGCGAAUGGUCCUGGAAUAAUGAAGUUAACAUGCUUUAUAUCGAACAGCCAGUCCAAGUCGGCUUCUCCUACGACACCUUGCGAAACUAUACCUACAAUUUAGUGACAGGAUCCAGCACUCCCCUCGAUGAACUAGAUACAAUUCCUGAGCAGAACACCACGUUGCUUCUAGGGACAUUCCCGAGUGACAAUCGCAACAGCACAGCCCAAGGGAGUCGCAAUGCUGCUAUAGCGAUGUGGCACUUCGCACAGACAUGGUUCCAAGAGUUUCCCGCCUAUCAUCCGAACGACACACGUAUCAGCCUGGCUACAGAAUCAUACGGAGGGCGGUACGGUCCGGCGUUUUUCUCUUUCUUUGAAGAGCAGAACAUGAAGAUUGAGAACGGUACAUGGAAUGGUACCGAUGGCGAGAAUUAUGUUCUGAACCUAGAUACCCUCAUCCUCAUCAACUCAUGUAUAGAUCGCCAGGUUAUGUAUCCACACUACCCUCAAAUGGCCUACAACAACACAUAUGGUAUCCAAGCCGUCAAUGAGACCAUAUACCUAAGCAUGAUAGAUGCUUGGGAGCGUGAGGGCGGCUGCCGGGAUCAGAUUGCGGAGUGUAUCACAGUGGCAGAAGCUUAUGACCCGGACAACAUCGGUAUCAACGCCACCGUCAAUGAUAUCUGCAUGGCCGCCGAGACAUUCUGCAGCAAUGAAGUGCGAGGGCCAUAUCUCCAGUACUCGAAUAACAACUACUACGAUCUGGCCACGCAGGACCCAGAUCCGUUCCCGGCAGAAUUCCACUACCUGUACCUUAACCAGCCCCACGUGCAAGCCGCCUUAGGCGUGCCCCUGAACUAUACGGGCUCAUCCGGGGCCGUCAGCAGCGCGUUCCGCGGAAUCGGCGACUACGUGAGACCCGGCUGGGUGGGAGAUCUAGCUUACCUCCUGGAGAACGGCAUCAAGGUCCACCUGAUGUACGGCGACAGGGACUACGCAUGCCACUGGAUCGGCGGUGAGGCCGUCAGUCUCGCCAUCAACUACACGGGUACGGAGCAGUUCCACGCGGCAGGAUACACGGACAUUGUGGUGAACGAUACGUACGUCGGGGGGCAAGUCCGACAAUACGGCAACCUGUCCUUCUCGCGCGUCUACGAAGCGGGACACGAGAUCCCCUCGUAUCAGCCCGAGACUGCGUACAAGAUGUUUCAGCGCGCCCUCUUCAACAAGGACAUCGCCACCGGCACCAUCAAUACCGCUGCAAACCCGGACUACGCCACCAACGGCACGGCGGAUACCUGGGCCAUCAAGAACGAAGAUCCAGAGGACCCCGUGCAUUUCUGCUAUCUGUGGGAUGUCGAGGCUACGUGCACGGAGGAACAGAUCGAGAGUAUACUUGAUGGAUCGGCGGUUAUUAUCAGUGGGAUCCUUAAAGAUGCGAACUCGACGAUGCUUUUCCCGGAACUGUUCAAUGGAACUGGGAAUGGGGAUGAUACGUCGUCUCCUACGCCUACUCCUUCUGGCUCUGGCCCGUCGCCUACGGAGUCGGGGGCUGGGCCUGCUCCAACGGAUAGCGGCUCUGCUGCGAGCCCGUUGGUUGCGUCUGGUGUGUCGGGUUUCGGCCUCUGGGCCGUUUUAGUCAUGUUGGGAUAUGCUGCUCUUGCGUAGAGAUAGAUAGGGGUAAUGGUGAAGUAAUCAUAAGUAAUAUCAUACUAGUAUAAGUUUAU